AUGGGCUCGACAAGAGUUCAUUGCAGUGACUGCAACCAACUCACUGAGUUCACUAAGCCAGCCAAUGCUCCCAUUGCACAGCCACAGUAUGCCCCACAACAACUGGCUGCUGUUGGCAUGCAGGCACAGCCCCCUGCUCUUCAGCCAGGCCAAGUGUUAUCACAACCUGGGAUUGCUAUCCCAACUAGUUUGGCUUCCACUACACAAGUGGCUAGCGUCUCGUACCCUCCACCCGUUGCUAGCAACCGAGUGUCACCUGCUCAGCAGUCUCUUAAGCAACGCUUCUUCACAGGAACAGUGACCAAAAUUAUGGAUAACUUUGGUUUUGUGGAUGAAGAUGUUUUCUUUCAGAUGAAUUGCUGCAAAGGACCUUUACCAAAAUUGACUGAUAGAGUUCUGGUGGAGGCCUCGUAUAAUGCAAAUAUGCCUUUUAAGUGGAAUGCCACAAGGAUUCAAGUUUUACCAAACCAGAAUGUUGCUAGUAAUCAGAUGACCCAAGUGGCCAAUAGUCAACCUCUGGUGAUGAGCAGCCCCACAAUAGUUGGUUCCUCUCCACUAGCUGUAACUGGCACUGCUGUGACACCCACCAUGGCUCACACGCCUGUCAUGGCCCCAAGCAUUGCCCCACCUGUCUCACCCAGUAUCACUCCAUCCAUUCCAGCCCCCGUGGCAGCACCACCACCAGUGCAACCCCCUGCAAUAACUCAGCAACCUCCACCUUUGAUGGCACAAAUACGACAACCAGGACCUGCUCAACCACAACCACCACCUUUGAUCCAGCAAGGUGCUGCUGUACGAGUACCAAUGUCAUCAUCACGGCGCAGCAGCAUGGGGAUGAGAUUUGAUCGUGAUCGUGAGAGAGAGCAGAGAGACAAAGACAGGGAUAUGAGAGAACGAGAGAGAAGAGAUCAAAGAAGAGACAAGUCGUCCAGCAAGCGACCCCGGUCCCCAAGCAAUCACCGCUCACAUUCCCCUUCUCAGAGAGCACGUAGCCCAAAAAGACGACGUGGAAAUCCACGAGUUGUACCUAGAUAUGUUGUCCAAAUACCAAAGUUGUCUCUUGAAACGAAUGAAGCUAAUGUCAUUAUUUUGAAGUCACGUUACAGCAAUUUAUACAUCCCCAGUGACUUCUUCCAGGCCAACUUCACUUGGACAUCUGCUUUCCCACUUUUUCGUCCAUUCCAACUGGGCACUGACUGCACAUUUCAUGUCAUGCCUAAAGACACGGAACCUAUCACUUUGAAUGAUGCAGAGUCCAAUACUCCUACAUCAGAGCCAACAGAUGCUGAUCAUUUGUAUAGUGCCAAAGUAAUGUUAUUAUCAAGCCCUAAAAUAGAGGAAAUCUAUCAGAAAUGCUGUGGCUUGGGUGAAGAUUCCCAAGAUGGCUUCCGAGGUGAGCAAAUCGCAUAUCAGCACCCAACACGCAUGAUUCAGUUCCUUGUUGGACUGAAAGGCAAGAAUGAGCCUAUGGCAAUUGGUGGGCCCUGGUCUCCUUCUCUUGAUGGACCGAAUCCUGGUGACGAUCCUAAGGUCCUUAUCAAGACUGCUAUCCGUAACACAAAGGCACUAACCAAUAUUGAUCUCAGCAUGUGCACACAGUGGUAUCGAUUCGCAGAGAUACGGUACAUUCGUCCUGAGGAGAUGCACAAGGGCCGACUGGUGCCUGCUCGUGUUGAAACUGUCGUGCUUUUCUUACCAGAUGUGUGGAGUAUUCGCCCAACGUGCCUGGAGUGGGAUGCCCUCAGGGCUGCCUACAAAACUCACCUGCAGAAGCGACUAGCAGGCAGCAGCAGCAGCAGCAGUGGAGGUAGCAGCAGUGGGGGUGUCACUGGCGGGAGUAGUGGAGGAAGCGGCUCCGGAAAUGACCGCAAGGAUGACACUACGACUCAGGAAGAAGAAGAAAAUGCAAAUCCAGAGAAAGAACCAACUCAUUUUUCUGAACUGGACCCUAAAACGAUGAAGAUUGUUGAUCUCCGCCGUGAAUUAGAAGAUCGUAAUUUGAGUUCAAAGGGACUCAAGUCUCAGCUUAUUGCCCGACUGACAAAAGUUCUAAAAACUGAAAAGGAAGAAGAGGAAGAGCAAGAAAGUAACAAAGUGGCUGCUCUGGAAGAAGCAGUUAAAAAGCAAGAAGAGCUUCAGAAAAUGGAAGUGGAUGAUAAAGAUGAAAAGAAAAAGAAAGAGGAAGAAGAAAAGAAACGUAAAGAAGAAAAGGAGUUAGCUCUAAUGGAGCGCAAAUAUACCCUUCCAGAUAAGCCCUCCAUCAUUGUGCAUCCAUCAGCAACAGCUAAAGGAGGAAAAUUUGAUUGCACUGUUAUGUCCCUCAGUGUCUUACUGGACUAUCGUCAAGAAGACAAUAAAGAACAUUCUUUUGAGGUUUCCUUGUUUGCAGAAUUAUUCAAUGAAAUGCUGAUGCGUGAUUUUGGCUUUAAAAUUUACAAAGCUCUUGCUUUGGCUCCUGAAAAAAAAGAGGAUGACAAACUGAAGGACAAGAAAAAAUCUGAUGAAAAAUCUUCUUCAAAGGAUGAAAAGUCAUCACCAAAAGAUGAUCGGUCAUCAAAAGACAAGGAUUCUAAUAACAAGAGAAAAAAAUCCUCUAGUGAUAAGGAAGACAAGGAUGUGAAAAAGUUAGAUGAAGAAAAAUCUGAUAAGAGAAGAGAAGAGGACAGUGGCAAAGAAAUGAAUGGCAAUGAUGAAGAUAUGGAUGAAGAUGAUGAUGAUGAUGAGCCUGAUGAUGAUGAGAAAGAUGACAAGAGAGAUAAAGUGAAAAAAGACCGAGAUGAUAAAAAGAAAGAAAAGAGAAAAUAUCACACCACCGAUCCUUCCUUACUCUUGUCUUUUGUCUACUUUGACCAAAAUCAUACUGGUUACUUGUUGGACAAAGACAUUGAGGAAAUCAUCCACACAACAGGAAUGCAGUUGUCCCGGGCACAGGUUCGUAAGUUUGUUCAGAAACUUGUUACUCGAGAUGCUCUCAACUACAGGAAAUUGACUGAUAGACCUAAAUCUGAAGAUUCUUCAGAAGAUGGCAAAAUUGAUAUCAAAUCUACAGAGAUGGAUGACAUGAAAUUGGCUCAAGGUAAUUACAUGUACUUGAAUGCACAGAAGCACAAGAAUGCAUCAGAUGAUUUUAGUAAAACUCCAAAAAAGGAAAAAGAAGAUUUUGCUCCAAAUUCUGGCUUUAUCAGUUACAAUGGAGCUUUGAUAGACAUUGACAGCAUCACUCAGCGUCUUGAGAAGAGUGAAAAGAACAGGAGUGCCUUGGAGGAGAAAUUGCAAGACUUUACCAAUGAAAUCGAAAUUCUAAAAGACAAAGUGACCAAAGGAGAAGAGAUAAGCAAAAGGUUGCAAAUGGAAUUAGCUCUGAUGAAGAAGGAACGUGAGGAGCACAUAGAGACAGCAAACACUGCAGAGAACGAGAACAAAAGAUUGUACAGUGCUCUGAAGCAGUGUGAAAAAACUUUGACUGGACUCUUGAAAGGUGUCACCGCCAGCUUGUCCCCAACUUUACCUGACAAGAAAAAGAAAACAGAUAAGAAAGGGAAAAGUGAAAAUGAUACCGGAGAAUAA
Messenger RNA from Acanthosepion pharaonis, 3567 nucleotides. The record is from the annotation of a GenBank genome assembly. NCBI's taxonomy places the organism in Eukaryota, Metazoa, Mollusca, Cephalopoda, Sepiida, Sepiidae.